Thunnus maccoyii (southern bluefin tuna) is the source of this 7368-nucleotide messenger RNA. RefSeq names its product ubinuclein-2-like. The coding region runs from base 1773 to 5600 and encodes 1275 amino acids. The record is from RefSeq and is a predicted model, not a curated record. Gene Ontology annotation, cellular component: nucleus. Lineage: Eukaryota; Metazoa; Chordata; Actinopteri; Scombriformes; Scombridae. The transcript has 17 exons.
UACAUACAUGAAGUAAAAAUAUCCAAAUUCAUUAAAUCCAGGAGGUGAAUAUCAAGAUUAUUUAAAAAACCACUGACAAGAUGUAAACGUGGGAACAUUUUCAACUUUAAAGGACGACUCGAUUCUGUAUAUCUUUCCAAAAUGUUUGCAUACGUUGAAACAACACAGACUCAACAGAUUCUGGAUUAACAGCUGGGCAAAGUGGAGACUUCGAGGGGCCCCAGGAGCUCCUGAUUCACUGCAUGUCAGUCAGUGUUAGUAAUUUGAUUGAGUGCAAAUUUUUUAAGGAAUUUGGUCUUAAUUUUUUAAUCGUUUUAUUUUAUACUGUUCUGUCAUGAUACACAUAUCACUAAUAAAAGUGUGUAUUAUUCCAGUUUAUGUCUCUGUGCAGUAGACCUCUAUUGUUCUCCACAAACUGUUAAAACCACAUCAAAGAGCCGCACAGUCGCACCGGCUGACAUGUUGCUUCAUUAUGAUGAACACAGACACUGUGGUUUAUACUGAACUGACUCUACUUACUAUCCUACUGCUGAAAAUUCUCACUGGUGCACCGAAUCUGGGGCAGAAAAAUCUCCAACAAAUACACGAUUUUACUCCUGUUAGAGUAAAGUUUGCUAAAAACUACAGUAGCCAGUUGUUUGAGGAAAUUACUCCUGUUGUCUUUUCAACAACAACAAAAAAAAAACUAGACAAGUUUUUCAAGGCUGAGUGCCACAGACAGGGAAGGGGGGGUUGAAAAAUAGUAAGAGAUGGGUUAAGGUGUUGUUGGUUUUAGAUCUUUUCAUGGGAUUUGUUGACAAUAACAAAAAAAUGUAGACUUUCACCAGCCUUAUCUUUAAAUGAAGGGUACAUUGCUACAGGGUAUAUUGCAUAGAUAAGCAGUAAGAGGAGAGUUGGGGCCCAGCAGCAAAUUUUUGCCUGGGGGCCCCCCUAACAGGUUAUUUCAGUCAUGGUUUCUGUCCAAAAGAACAGAAAACACAAGGAUCCAUCUCAAACUGAAAUUUAAGCACAGUUUAUAAUUAUGAGCACACUUAAACUGUGUCAACAGGUGGUCAUUAGAGCCUGUAACCAGAUCAGCUGUGUCCGGGUGGCUAGCUGAGAGAGCCAAUCAUCUAGCUUCUGUCAAGGAUUUGAUGUUUGAGUGUGUGCUGGUGCCAUUAUAGAAAAGUGCAGAAUUCAGCAUUUUCCUGAACAGACAAUGAAAGGCAUCAAAUGAAAGCUGUCGAUAGUGAAACCGAGAUGAAGCUGUUAAUGGAUGUCUGGACACACACACCAUGUGGUCUGUGCAUCCUACUGGCUGUCCUUCACUCAGACACUUUAUAAAGGUCAUAAUAGUACUGAUAGUGUUGUUAUUAUCGCCUGUUGUGACAGAGGCGGGUUUAGGAUCGGGGCACACGCUGAUUGGACGGGAUGACUCCCCCCGUGUCACGAUGCUUCCGUUUUGUGCGUACGCGCAUGCGCAGCGACCCCUCUCUUCUGAUAUUUUAUUUACUCCCGAAACCCAAGAUGGCUCCUGUGAAUGUCUCGGUCCCAUAGCAAAUUGAGGAUGCAAGUAGCUGCCGAAAAAACAACUUUUCCCCGACCGUCGCAUCCCCUGGAGUUCAUUUCGUAUGGUGCGGAGGAGGCCCUUACAUCCGUGUAGGCACUGAGCAGCCGUCGGGGCUUCGCGAAACCUUCUUCAAGCCACCAAUUUGGAGUAGUUUCGCGAAGUAGCUCUUCUCCUCGCUGUCGCUGUCUGUCCGGAGCGAGGUUCAGGCAGGCAGCUCAUCCAAAUGGCCGAGCCGAGAAAAGUGCAAUUUGUCACCCUCUCGGCCUUCGCAGCUGGAGCAGCCGCGGAGUCCAGGAAACGCCGGCUGGAGGAUGAGGCCGACUUCAACUUCGGCAGAGCCGGGGAGGUGGAGGCAACGGCGGCGACCGGGGCAGGAGCUGCCGCUGCUGCCAGCAACGGUCGCCUCGGCAAAACCGGCGACAGGGACAAGACCGGAGCCGAGAGGAGGACGACGGUGCGGCUGAACCUGCCCCUGUCCGAGCCCGACGACCGCUCCUCCGCCGAGUUUAAUUACGGCGAACUCAUCCACAACCUCCAGGCAAAGAAUAAACCUCCAAGUCUGACUUCAGCCCCGAAUCCCAACGACCCCUUCAACGAUGAUGAGAGAGAGCGGCUCCAGGUUGAAGCUCUGGCAAAGAAGUUUGAAAAUAAAUAUGGCAACACAGGGAAGAAGAAGAAGGACAGAAUGCAAGAUUUGAUUGAUAUAGGCUUCGGAUAUGAUGAGACAGACCCCUUUAUUGACAACUCGGAAGCUUAUGAUGAGCUGGUGCCUGCCUCUCUCACCACAAAGCUGGGGGGAUUUUACAUCAACACCGGCACGCUGCAGUUCAGAGCGGCCUCCGACUCCGAGGGAGAGGAAGACAAGAAGCUGAAUGACAACAUGGGGCAGGUGAUAAAGAAGAGGAAAAAGAAGGAGGUGAACAACCUGGAAGAGAAGAACCCGAAGAAGAACAGAGUACCUAAACAAGGAGUGACAGCUCUCAACCUCCACCGACCGGAGAAGAAGAAGAGGAAGAAGCUGAUGAAGGACUCGCUGUACUUGGCGGCCAUGCUCCGCCGCUUCACCCGGGAGAAGGAGGAGAUGAGGAAAAGAAACCCCACCGUGGCUCACUCGGGCCUGGCGGGAGGCGUGGCUAACAAGCCAAGCCACUCCGCCAACUCUACAAACCACCUGUUAGCCUCUAACUCCACCCACCCGCAGGGCAACGCGGCCAGCAACGACCUCUCGCUGGCAGACCUCACCUCGGACCCCGCCGUGAUGUCGCUGCUGGGCUCGGCCAACGAGAAGGAGCUUCAGGAUCUCCUAGGCGACCUGGACUUCAGCAUGUUGGACACCGACCAGCAGCACGCUAUGGCGGCGGCCAGAGAGAACGGCAUUCUGGGAGUCGGCGUUCCGACUCUCAAAACAGCGGCAGCAGCAGCAGGAGGAGGAGGAGGAGGAGGAGGAGGAGGAGGAGGUGGCCCGGGGCGAGGCCUGGGAUCUUCUGGUGGACUCUUCUCUCCUCCUCCGCUGCCUGGCGGUCUGCCUGCUCCUCUUAUUAAACGCAUCGAGGACCUGCGGGCGGCCUCGCGGCAGUUUGAUCAGGAGGGCAGGAAGAAAUUUUUCACCCUGGACAUGAAUAACAUUCUCCUGGAUAUCGAGCUGCAGGUCCAGGAACAACCUCCUGAGGUGCGUUCAGACAUCUACUCGCACAUGGAGGCGUUCGUGCCGUGCAACAAAGAAGCCCUCCUCAAACGGCUGAAGAAGCUCAGCCUCAACAUCCAGGAUGACAGACUGCGGACGCCGCUGUUGAAGCUGAAGCUGGCGGUGUGCAGCGUGAUGCCAGAGCAGAUAGCCAGAUAUAACAUGGACUGCAUGGCUAAGGUUGCAAAGCAGCAGUCAGAGGAGGGCGAUAAGAUCGGCUCAGAGGAGGAGGAGGAGGAGAAACCGGGGAAAAGGGUGAUGGGCCCGCGGAAGAAGUUUGUCUGGGAUGACAAGCUCAGGAACCUGCUGUGCAGCUUGGUGCGAGUGAAGCUGAGCGGCUACGAGAUGGAGAACCAGGGCUCUCUGUCUGUGGAGGACUACCUCAAGGCCUUCUUAGAGAAUGAGGUCAAACCACUAUGGCCCAAGGGCUGGAUGCAGGCCAGGAUUCUGUUCAAGGAGAGUCUCGCCGUUCACAGUCACCUCACUGGAAACCUAGUCAAGAGGAGAAUGGUGCCCGGACCCAAGGCCAAAGCCAAGGAGGGUCCGUGGAUCCAAAAGCCACCUCUCACCAUGACCUCCACCCCAUCCCUGCCCACCUCCACAUCCGUUCUGACCUCCAACCGCCAGCCCCUCUCCUCCUCCUUGCCCUCGGAGCCCAUCUGUCUGUCGGACUCUCUGGACGAGGAUCUGACCGCUCCCUCUCUGGACUCCAUCUCCCACGCCCUGGCCCUCCUCAGCAACGCAUCCAAGGGCUCGGGACCCUCAGACAGCCCCUUGUCGCCUCCACCCCUGCAAAUCCCCACCUCCUCUCCUCCCCCCGUCACCCCUCACUACCCCUCAGCCUCUCAGCUCUCUGUCUCGGUCACAUCCACAACACAGCAACAUUCCCUGUCUAAGGUGGAGGCCGCCACUGGGAAUUUGCCAACAACAACAACGCUACUGACCUCCUCUUCUACCUCCUCUUCUACCUCCUCUUCCUCGUCUCCCGCUGUAUCCUCCAUGGCUCGUGUGCAGGCAGCAGGCCUGUCGCUGGCCUCCAGGACUGCAGAUGGUCCCUACGGCCUGAUCAAAGGAUCCGGCGCCUUGGGCCAAACCCAGAAUCAGAGACAUGUUACCAUGGCAUCACCCAAUCACAGGCCGAGCUCAAUAAUGGGCGUAAGUGGCAAGAUGCAUCCGCACCCUUCCCCGUCACCUCCGAAGCAGCGGCCUCCUCCCACAGCUUCCCCUCUGCUGCCCCCCCAUCAGAAGGGCUUUGUUAGCCCCGUGGGGAUGCUGGGAACUAUGGGAGGACUGGCCAAGAGCAGUGCCAAAGCCAGCGGCAUCAGCAGCAACGGCAGCGCCGUGAGCAGCGGCAUCACACCUUCUUCCUCCCCAUCCUCCUUGUCCCGCUCCAACUCUACCUCCCACCCCGGCCUGCAGUCCUUCUGCCCCCCCUCCCCAGUGGCCUCCUCGCCAUCCCCCACCUCCCACACCUCCCACACCUCACACUCCUCUCAAAGUAAAUCCCACACACACCACCACCAGCCCAACUUCAUCACACCCAUGCAGGCCACCCUCACCAAGUCCUCCCACAGCAGCAACGCCUCCCCCAUCAUAAAACUCACCCCUCGGCCUCCGGCGCCCACCCCACCUCCCUCCUCCUCCCCCUCCCCGUCCUCUUCACCUUCACAUCCGCUCUCCCAUCAGAUGAUCCCCAGCCAACAGCAACAACACCAGUACUCCCCCAAAACCCCCAAAACCUUCCGGCCCCCGUUCAGCGUGUCGAGCGGCGGGCAGGUGAAGCAGACGCAGGGCAGCUUCAGCUUCGCCGGAGGCCAGAAAGCUCAGUCGACCACGAGCAACAGUAGCAUCAACAACAACUCCAACAGCAACAUCAAGGCUGUCUGCAGUCUCCCAGACAAAACGCCCCCGUCUUCAGUCUCAGCCAAUCACGGGCAGAGGCAGAGGGUCGUGGGCGGGGCCAACCAGAACUCAAAGGCAGGAAACGGUUGGGCGGCUUCAGGAACUUUGGCCACGUCCUCCACAACGUCACACCUCUCACAGGUAUCAACAGCAGGCACUCCGCUCCUGGGCAGCCCCUCCGCUCUGCCCCUGGGCUUCGGGAUGUUGGGAGGCCUGGUGCCCGUCUCGCUGCCCUUCCAGUUCCCACCGUUACUCAAUUUCAGCCCUCCCGGAGCCCCAGGGGCCGCUGGCAUGGGCUCAGCCCCCAGCUCCAACUCAGGAUACCCCCUAGCACAGAGCGACCUAAUAGAUCUGUAUAAGAGUCUCCAGUCAGGGUCGCAGGCUGCCCUACCUCCUCACUUGCAGCUUGCUUUCUCAGAUGCGAACCAAAGCCAGAGUGGAGACAUGAAGAGGAAAACCCACUGACCAAUAAACGGCGCACAGGAGGCCGGCAGACACCAGCUGGGGGUGUGGGGGUGGGGUGACGUCACAGCCUCCUGGAACACAUCCACCAAUAGGAAUCUUCACUUUGAUCGACUGACGCGGCGUGAAGGAGGGGAGGAGGAGGUGGGGGGGGCGGGGCUCCACCGCCUCUUUUUUUAAACGGACCUAAAGGAGAGUCGGUUUAUCCUCGCAGUGGCAAUGAUGAAUUAAUUUAAGUGUGUUUUCUAACGAAUCGGGUAUGAGAACAAGACGGAGUGGAUGACGAGAACACUUAUUUUUGUUCGGCUUAUUUUUAUUUUCGUCAACAUGUUUACAUAUGACCGACCUUGAUCACUGUGGAAUGAGUGUGAGCGAGGUGGUGGUACAGAUGAGAGUAGUAGUACGCUACGUAAUAUAAUUUGUAUUUAAGCUUAUGUGGAAUAACAGGACUCUUGUUCUUGCAGUACAAAAAGAAAAAAAAAAAAAAAGAAGAAAAACAGACUGAAUAAUGAAUUUUUAUUUUUCUGUCUUUUGUCUCAGAUGUGGGAAUCGUCGUGUCCGUAGAAUUUUAUUGUUGGUCACCUCUGCUCCCACUAAUGACUGUUAAGUAGUAGCUUAAAUGAAUAUUGAUAAAUUAUUUGUAAUUUACACAGGGACAAAAACAUGUUAUGGUGUGUGUGUGUGUGUGUGUGAGUGAGAGAGAGAAAGAGAGAGAGAGAGAGAGAGAGCGGUGAGGAUGAUUUUGAAUGUGUGUAUGUACAUAAAAAAAAAAAACACAAUAUACUGUUAAUUUCUUUCCAGAUUAUUCUGUAUGAAUGGGUUAUAUCCCCUUCUCACAAUAAUGAGCGAGUGUAAGUUUGAUGCCCCUCUCUCGCUCAGUGUGUUUUUGGUGCUGUUUCAUCACACUGGACCUUUUCUGGAAAAAAGACUUGAAUUGAAAAAGUUUUGGGCUCCACUUCCGGCGAGAGGAGCCGCCUGUGAGAGAGGGGAGAAACGUCAAGAUUGUAGCCUACUUGAAUUGUUUUUUUUUUUGUUUUUUUUGUUUUGUGAUUUAAGAUUUUUUUAUUUACCUUCUCUGCUUAUUGACUCGAACCAACUUAAUAUAACACAACGCCUUAGUUUGUAUUGAAAAAGUAUGAAAAAGAUCUAUGCAGGACUGUAAAACGCUCAAAAUGCAAAAGUGCAAGUCGUCGCUUGGCUUUCAACUUCUACUCAACUUGUCAGUGCAUUUCUGGAGUUGUGAAUGUUUGUAGAUGUUUAUUAUGUCACUCGAGACUCCUUUUUUUCUCUCCCGGUCUUAGAGAUACCUUCCCUCUGCUGAAUACCUCUGUUAACAAAAAAAAAAAAACGUUCUUCCUGAGUCUCUCGCUGGCCUCCCCGACUAGACCCCCCCCCCCCCUGCCCUCCUCCAUGUGUGUCUGACUGACCGGCUGCACCGAGAACGACGCCAAAGAUUGUUCUGUAGCUCACUAAGAUGGGGUGCACUGGUCAGAGUGAGUGUGAGUGAGCGUGAGUGUGUGAGAGAGAAAUUACUCUGACAUUUGACCUAAAAUGUAAACCCAUGAGUGUCAACGUGUGUGGUCCUGCGGGAUGUCAUUGUGAAGUCAUGUGACUGGAGCAGUGGGUGACAUCUUAUAAAUUGUGCUUUCUUUUUUGGGGUGGGGGGGGGGGAGGAUAAAAAUGAUGACAUUUCGUGGUUAACUGGUUACUUAAUUUGGUCUUUUUGUAGAUUAUUUUUGUGUGUCAAAUUAAACAAAACAGGUGGUUUUCA